UCGCUGCGUCAUCGACUAGCAGUCUAACCUCAAAACUUAUCACGUGCAUUUUCUAACGUAUUGUUUCUUUCAAGUGAGACUAGUUUAUAGUUAAAAAUGACAAAUAAACGCAAACACAAAACACUAGAUUUAAUUAAUAAAAUGGAGAUUUUAAAAAAGUUAGAUAGCGGACAAAACAUGUGUAAAUUGGCAAAAGAAUAUGGUGUUGGGCGUGCUACUAUACAUGAUCUUAAGAAGAAAAGGCAAAAGAUAGUAGACCACGUCAAGACAAUGGAGUCAGGGCCAGGAAAUCGUAAAACACUAAAAGUUGGCAAUUGUCCAAAGAUGGAAAACGCUCUUUACUUGUGGUUCAUACAGCAGCGUUCUAAACACACUCCUAUAUCUGGAGAAAAUCUGAAAGCCAAAGCAAUUGAAUUUUAUAAAAAAAUUACCCACAAAGAUGAUUUUCGUGCCAGCGAUGGAUGGCUAGAUAAAUUUAAAAAACGAUUUGGUAUCCGUCUAUUAACCAUAUCGGGUGAGAAAUUAUCAAGCAACGAAUCUGCAGUGAAGCCAUUUAUCGAGCUUUUUAAAAACAAAGUAGAAGAACUGGGUCUUCUUCCUGACCAAAUCUAUAACGCAGACGAGAGUGGUCUGUUCUGGAGACUGUUGCCCAAUAAAACAUUUGUCUCUUCUCAAGAAGCAAGUGCACCAGGUCGUAAUGUGAGUAAAGAUAGGAUCAUAUUCAUGCCGUGUUCAAAUGCUACUGGAACCCACAAAUUGGAUUUGUUAGUGAUUGGCAAAGCGAAAAACCCCAGAGCUUUCAAGAACAUUUGUCUGCCAGUCUGCUACAAGAAUCAAAUGAAAAGUUGGGUCACGAGAGAGGUAUUUAGUGAAUGGUUUCAUAAAGACUUUGUCCCAGAAGUCAAGAAGUUUAUGAAAAGAUCAAACUUGCCCAUAAAAGCUUUACUCGUACUUGGCAAUGUUCCAGGCCACUCAAAUGAAGACCUUAAAUCAAGUGAUGGGAAUAUCCAAACCAUCUUCCUACCACCAAACUGCACACCUUUACUGCAGCCAAUGGAUCAAAAUGUAAUUCAAAAAAUAAAGUCUUUGUAUAAAAAUAAAUUACUGAUCCAUAUUAUAUCUCAGAAUGGUGAUAUAACGCAGAGCCUUAAAGGAUUGAAUUUGAAGGAUGUUGUAUUCUCUCUCGCUCAUGCUUGGAGGUCUGUUUCUCCUAGCCUAAUCCAAUCUUCAUGGAAAAAGUUGUGGCCUACAAUGAAUGAUGUUUCAGAAACAGAAGAAACAGAUGAAUGGGAUCCUGAGGAUAAUGUGUCUAUUGCCGAUUGGUUACAAAAUCUAUCAGAAAAAGGGUUGGAGACGAGUGAAGAAAAUUUGAUUUCUUGGUUUGAAGGAAUCGAAGAAACAGAGGAAAUUAUGACUGAUGAAGAAAUUGUAUGUGAAGCAGUACAAGAAGAAAGCUCUGUAGAAAUAUUGGAACCACCAACUGCUGUAAGGGUUAAACCAGAUGAUGCAUUGAUUUGUUUCAAUACCUGCAUAACAUGGGCAGAAGAAAACGGCAUGUCUGCCAAAGAUAUUAUAAUUCUUCGCAAUAUGCGAGAAAAGGUUUUUAAGCAAGGACUACAAGUUGCACAAAAGCAGACCUCAAUUAAGGAUUAUUUCAAAACUAGUUAAUUACAUAUGUGCCUACAUGUUAAUUCAAUUGUUCCAUAAUACAUUACAUACAUUUAUUCUCUCUAUGAAAUGCUUUAUUUCAUUUAUUACCGAUGACUUUUUCAGUAUAACCCAGUAAUCCGAACAUUCCAAUAAUCCGGCACACUCCGGUUUUUAAUAGUGCCGGAUUAGUGAGAUUACACUGUAACUACAUAGUCAGAUAAUGUGCACAAUUAUAAG
Papilio machaon (common yellow swallowtail) is the source of this 1887-nucleotide messenger RNA. RefSeq names its product jerky protein homolog-like. Bases 97 to 1668 code for a protein of 523 amino acids. Gene Ontology annotation, molecular function: DNA binding. The record is from RefSeq and is a predicted model, not a curated record. The transcript has a single exon. Gene Ontology annotation, cellular component: nucleus. Lineage: Eukaryota; Metazoa; Arthropoda; Insecta; Lepidoptera; Papilionidae.